GGCGCAUGCGCGGCUCUGCGGCCACGUGACCGCCGAAGGCGGGGAGGGAGACGGGCGCGCGGCGCUGCGUCUGUGAGGGUGCGGGCUGGCGGCGCGGUGGGAGGGGGAGGAUCCAACAUGGCGUCCAUGCAGAAAAGAUUACAAAAGGAGCUAUUGGCAUUGCAAAAUGAUCCGCCUCCCGGAAUGACUCUAAAUGAAAAGAGCGUACAAAACUCCAUUACACAGUGGAUUGUGGACAUGGAAGGUGCUCCAGGAACGCUAUACGAAGGGGAGAAAUUUCAGCUUCUAUUUAAGUUCAGUAGCCGAUAUCCUUUUGAUUCGCCUCAGGUCAUGUUUACUGGUGACAAUAUUCCUGUUCAUCCCCAUGUUUAUAGCAAUGGUCAUAUCUGUUUGUCCAUUCUAACAGAAGACUGGUCUCCAGCUCUCUCAGUGCAAUCUGUUUGUCUUAGCAUUAUUAGCAUGCUUUCCAGCUGCAAAGAAAAGAGGCGACCUCCAGAUAACUCAUUUUAUGUAAGAACAUGUAACAAGAAUCCAAAGAAAACAAAAUGGUGGUAUCAUGAUGACACAUGUUGAUGCCACCAUUUUGUGAUCCUCGUAGCAGAAGAUAGUCCUACUGAGAAAACGAGCACUUUGAUCAUUCAGUCUUUGAACUUUAACCUUUGACUGGAAGUGACCUAUAGGCAAAGAAGACUACUUCCUUUGACUGCAUUUUUACUAGUGUGCAUUCUGGGCGCAUGUUGAUCGCUGGUUCAGUCCAUGCAACUGACAUGCUUUUAUUAGUCAUACAGUAUUAAUGCAGGUGUCCAGAAAUGUCAGAAUAAUUCCAUUAUUUUUAUUUUAAGCUUUUGGAGAAUUCCAGGUCUUCAUAUAUUGUGCAAUAACACUGAACUCCUUUGCGGUUUUGGUGCAUCCAUUGCCGGCAAUGGACAUUGUACCAGGGAAAGGUUUUUUGCUCCUGCCACAAAAAGAUUGAUGCGUAAUAGAGCUGGGCAAAGUUUCAGAUAUUUGAAUUAUAAGCAAGGGAUCUACCUGUACCUUAAAAGCCACCCCAUUCUUUUGUAUUUGGAUUCUAUGCACUGUGAUCUCAAAACUAGCAGCAUGAGGUAACAUGCUUAGCUGAAGGACUGUAAUAAGAUCAUUGCAUAUUUAUUAAAUUGUUUGUCUGCUGUCAAAUUGUUUUGACAUGGAAGGUUUUUCAAGUGACAUUGGCAGGGAGGUACAAUGUUAUCCCUAUGGUGAAAUAAAACUACUUUUUGUAUAUAGUUAUUCAUAUCUCUGAAGCAAAGGUAUGAGUAAUUUAGGGUAUGAAUGAUUUAAUCAAGAAUUUAUUUUGGAGAUAAGAGAGGAUGGCAGUGAUAUAACUGAACUUGCUGCAGUCCAUAAUUGGGCUUGUAAUUUGUACUUUAGAGCUUUUUCCAAAUAGAUUGCACACUGUUAUUUCCUGCUAGCCAUCAGCAUGAGCCCUACUGCCUACACCAAUAUUUCAUUUAUUUAUGUGUUUGAAAGAAAUCAUAUAACAUUUUUGUUUGCAUUCACUGUUUCUUUUGUUGUUGUAUGUCAUGUUUGAAUGUUAUGAAAUAUUUUGAUUGAAAAGCUGAAAAGUCUGAAGUUAUUUUCAUGUAAAUUAUUUCUUUACCGUGUAAGCAUCAUCUUGUCUUUUAAUCCUGUACUAUAAAAAGAAAAAAAAAUACAUUUUUGACAGAGGCUUAAUGUUUUGACAAAAAAGUGUGGACCUUCUUAUUUAAGUUUAGACUAAAGUAUAUUUUCUUAACUUGCUUGUCCUUCACAACCAUUAUGUUUUGUUUGUUUUGUUUUUCCUCCAGGCUUUUACUUCACCCUUUGCCCCCUCCCCUCCCCCCCCCCCAAAAAAAGAUGAAAAAGCCUAAAACCAGAUUGAUGUAUUUUCUAUGGAGCAACAUUUUAUUGAAAUAAUAGAUAGUUGUUCUCACCACUCUGUAAUAUUUUGAUACUGCAAUUAGGUUAUCUUUUUAGGAAGCACUUUUAUAAACUUAAUACCUUUACACUUAUGCAAAAUUUCUAUGACUUUUAUUUUUACUGUUGCCUUACUGUUGCGAUCAAAAAUAAAGAACCAAGUGGUCAAUAUGUGAAUGUUCAGAUGAAGUGACUACUUGAUUAAAAAAACAAACAGAAAAUCAACAGUGACACAACCCAAACUGAAUAACUACAAAAACAAAAUUGGCUGAUAGUACCGAGUUUUUUAACUGCUGUAUAAUAACUGACAAAUUUUAUAGCCUUGUACAUACUUCUCUGUUAUCUAAUGUUGAAAACAUUUUUAAAAAUGAAGAAGCAUAACUCAGGGUGGAUAGAGUUCAAAUGGAUUUGCUUUGGAGAAGUAUUUUGUACAGCAAUUAUUGAUACUGUCAGUAAAGUGAGGCUACAAUAUACUUCAGGAACUGCUAUUUUUUCUACUGUAUUGAAAAUAUAUCUUGGCCUUUAAAACGCAAUGGUAAAAUCUAGUUUUGAAUAUAAAUUUGGUGUGUAUAUAUACUUUCACAAAGAGCCUUUAAAAUCUAGAAUUCAGAUUCUUUUAAGAGCCAAAAAUAAUCAUUUUAAGCAAAUGAAGUAGUUGUGCUCCUAAUUUCUUAUUUAGAUAAAUUUUAUUGCUUUAAGUUAAUCAAAUCUGUUAUUUUUGGAAAUGUUUCGUAUGAAUGAGCAGUGAUCUGAAUACUUAAUCUGUAUAUUCUUGUUAACUGCUCUCUAUUAUUGAUUGAAAGGAUUGUCACAUCUUUGAGAAUUCAUGUGUUUUCAUACAACUGGUUCACAUAACGGAUCCUUUCAGAUAGUCCACAGUGAAGAGACCUUAUUUUGGUACAAGGUAAUGUGUCUGAAGAAAUGGUUAAAGUGCAUCUUCUCAGAUACUUAAAUCUUUUCAGAUGUUGGAUUGGUGUUCUACAAUACAUGAUUUCAGAGAAGCUUUAUGACAUACUGUAUGUAUUUUGUUGGAGUUGUGUGAUGUAAUGCAAAGCAUUAUGGUUUUUUUUUUAAUCUAUGCUAUCACAUGGACUACAAUGAAGUUAACUAAAUUUAUGCUGCUCUUCAAUGAAAUCCUCUGUAAUAAGAGAAAAAGAAAUCCAACGUAGAUUAGAAUUUACCUCAAGUCUUUUAGUUUACAGUAGAAAUGCAUUCAUUGGUUCUCUUGUAGAUUUAUUGGUAAGUUCUCCUAUAUAGAGAGGGCAAGGACAAGGCUUACAUACCACUCGAGCCCUCAAAUUAAUGCAACUAUUCUGACAAUACAGUGGUGCCCUGGAAGGGGGUUUAAAUUAGAUGAAGGUGGUGCCAUCCUUUCCAUAGGGUGAGCCUGUGUAUGUAACUUUCUUUUGCUCGGAGUUUCUCACAUGAAAUGGUUACAGAAUUGGCUUGAAAUGAUCUUGCUUUUAUUUUGUGUCAAUGUUAAUGUUGUUAAAGACUUUGUUUUUGUGUUUAGUGUCUUUAUACUAUAACACAAUAAAUUCUUGUUUUAAAAUAGA
Messenger RNA from Tympanuchus pallidicinctus (lesser prairie-chicken), 3488 nucleotides. It is a transcript of the gene UBE2W, whose product is annotated as ubiquitin conjugating enzyme E2 W. The coding region runs from base 118 to 573 and encodes 151 amino acids. The transcript is spliced from 6 exons. The record is from RefSeq and is a predicted model, not a curated record. NCBI's taxonomy places the organism in Eukaryota, Metazoa, Chordata, Aves, Galliformes, Phasianidae.